UAGACUGAUCCUUAUUUCCCAUUACUCUCUUCCUUCUCUCCUUGUUUUCCUUCCUCUGCUCGCAGUUCCUCUCCUCCUCUCCCUCAGCUUCACUUAAAUCACUUCCCUUCUUCUUCUUCUUCUUCUUCUUCUUCUUCUUCUUCUUCUUUUCUUCUUCUACUGCUUUGUCUUAUUCUUCUGUAUCCUUUUCACUUUAAUUCUGGAGCAGAAACGGUUUUCCGGCGAUAAUUGCACGGAAAGUUUGAGGAUUACGAGUUUUCAGUUAUGGUCGUGAGGAAGACAGAGAAAAAGUCUUGCUAUCAUUUGGAGCUCUGAAAGAGAUAAGCCAAGGAGAACAUUUCUUUGUUGGAGAACGAGAUCUUGCAUGGUAGGAGGAUUGGUGAUCUCUACUGCUAUGGCUGUUCAGGAUCAGGGUGGAGAGGCUCAAUCAAAUACAGCUCUCCCAGCAGGCAAUGGAAUUUCAUUGAAUGCCGGCCUGCAUGCUGUGACUGGUCCCCAGCUUAAAGAGCAGUUUACUUGUGGGAAUGACUACUCUCCCAAGGUGAGGAAACCGUACACAAUCACAAAACAAAGAGAAAGAUGGACAGAAGAUGAGCAUAAGAAGUUCCUUGAAGCCUUAAAACUUUAUGGUCGAGCUUGGAGACGGAUUGAAGAGCAUGUAGGCACCAAGACUGCAGUUCAAAUUAGAAGUCAUGCUCAGAAAUUCUUCUCUAAGGUUGUGAGAGAGGCAAGUGGCAACACCACAAGUUCAGUAGAACCAAUUGAAAUUCCCCCUCCACGACCAAAGCGAAAACCUAUGCGUCCCUACCCCCGCAAAAUGGUGCAUCCACUCAAUAAAGAUACCUCAAUAUUGGAGCAGCCACUGCAGUCUUCAUCUCCACAUGUUUCAGUUUCAGAACAAGAAAACCAAUCUCCAAAAUCAGUAUUAUCUGCAGUUGGUUCAGAUGCUCUUGGUUCAAUUGAUUCUAAUACACCAAACAGUAGCUCAUCACCAGUUUCAUGUGCUGGUUGUUGCAAUUCUGCCAAAUUCACAUUUUGCGAACCCAACUUGACACCUGAAGAUCAUGGCUGUGCAUCACCAGCCACAGUAACUGCUACAGUUCCUGAUGAACAAUCUCCCAAGGUCCAGAAACUCGACUUAUUUCCCAGAGAAAAUGUCUUCUCUGAAGAAGAUCUAGUGGGAGAAACAUCUAGUUGGAGUUUCAAGCUCUUUGGAAGAACUGUACUGGUCAGUGAGUGCCCUGGACCAUCAUCUCCAACCAUAGAGAAUUCCAAAUUAUCACCAUUAGCCACGAAUGAUGGAAAACAUGUGCAACCGUUGCCAUUGAACUUUAUGGGCACAGAACUGCAACAUGAGAAUAGGGAAUGCACUUGGAAUCAUUUUUCAACACAUGAUCUUCCUGGGGCACUUUGUUACCUGCAAUUCCAAAAAGAAAAGUCCAAUUCAAUAGGAGCUGGCUCCUCUGCUCCCGUGCCAUUGUAUGCUAUUUGUGGCGGUGUACCAUUUCAUUUCCACAAGCGGGAGACUAUGAAAAUACAUUUGGAUCCUGAAGAAAUUCAAGAUAAAGAAAUUCAUAAGGAGGGAUCCUGGACUGGUUCGAACUCUGGAUCAGUAAAUGGGGGGGAGAAUGUAGAUAAAAAUAUAGAUGGUGAGACCCAGAGCAGGCAACUUCCUUACGAGGGAAAAGAAAGUUACCCUGUUCUUGAGCUGAAAACAAGUGAGAAAACAGCAACUUCAAGUAAGUGCCUGAAAGGGUUUGUGCCCUAUAAAAAACGUAAGGCAGAAAGAGACUGCCAAUCCUCCAGCAUAACGGGUGAAGAGAGGGAAGAGCGAAGAAUCCGCCUUUGCUUAUAGCAGCAAGGCGUUGAUCUCAUGGAAGUUCCCCAAGUUUCCUAUAUAAGAACAGAAAUGUUUUCAAAGUAGUUGAGGAACUGAUCUGAGAACGGUUUAGUUGAUGAACUCUCGUCUUUUCAACUCGAUACGAGGGGAAAGGAGGAAUGGAGCUUUAAUGUGGCCGUCUUCUGCAAAUUGUAGCCAUUUAGGAUUAAGCAUUUUACCUUCAACUGUUUAGAUCCUUUAAUUACACUCUUUUUUUCCUGUAUGUAUCAUAUUUUCCUUGCUUUUUUUUUUUUUUUGCCUUCUCUCAAAUUUUCUUUUGGUUCUUGGAGUUAGGCUUUAUAUUCUUUUCCUUGCUCGAACUGUGAAUCUCUCGGUACGUAAUUGGCCUUUGUACAAUAUCCGCAAGUAGUGUUUAUUGUAUUCUUACGUGGUAUUAAUAAAGCCUUAUGUGGCAAUUGGUGAAAUUUUCAUCGGCCCUUUUUCUUCA
Messenger RNA from Manihot esculenta (cassava), 2327 nucleotides. Its product is annotated as protein REVEILLE 1. The record is from RefSeq and is a predicted model, not a curated record. Lineage: Eukaryota; Viridiplantae; Streptophyta; Magnoliopsida; Malpighiales; Euphorbiaceae. Gene Ontology annotation, molecular function: DNA binding. The transcript is spliced from 7 exons. The coding region runs from base 365 to 1855 and encodes 496 amino acids.